AUGGCGUCUAUUUCGAAGAAGCACAUCCAACUGGCGUUGUCGCUUCCGCCGCGACUUCGUACCUUCUUCGCGCGGUAUCCCGCUGCGACCAUCUUGCCCGAGGGCACCGCGCCCGAGCUAGCCAAGACGCCCUAUCAAGAGGAGGCGCCCAACCCGUUCCUCUCAACCAAGCACCCCGUGACAGGGAGAUGGCACGACCCGAAGUACUCGCUGCGGCGCCAGGCCGAGCUGGUGAAACUGGCGCGCACACACGGCGUUGAGGAGCUACUACCCUUCACGACCAAGGGCACCGAGGAGAGGAUAAGGAAGAGAGUUGGGCUGGGGUUGCGGGUCAAGGGCACAGGCGUGGGCGAGAAGGUAAAGGGUCACAAGCACGAGAGGCACCUCGUCGCAAAGAUGGAGAAGCGGAGAAUGGCCAUGUUGGACAUGCCCGAUCUCAUCAGAGAAUGGAAGAAGGUUGGGAAACGGAACUGGACCAGGUGGCCGAAAUAA
Lasiosphaeria miniovina is the source of this 492-nucleotide messenger RNA. RefSeq lists its product as uncharacterized. The transcript has 3 exons. The coding region runs from base 1 to 492 and encodes 163 amino acids. Gene Ontology annotation, cellular component: mitochondrial large ribosomal subunit. The record is from RefSeq and is a predicted model, not a curated record. Lineage: Eukaryota; Fungi; Ascomycota; Sordariomycetes; Sordariales; Lasiosphaeriaceae. Gene Ontology annotation, molecular function: structural constituent of ribosome.